Aureobasidium namibiae CBS 147.97 is the source of this 1137-nucleotide messenger RNA. RefSeq names its product kinase-like protein. NCBI's taxonomy places the organism in Eukaryota, Fungi, Ascomycota, Dothideomycetes, Dothideales, Saccotheciaceae. Gene Ontology annotation, biological process: protein phosphorylation. The transcript is spliced from 2 exons. The annotation marks the transcript as partial. The record is from RefSeq and is a predicted model, not a curated record. Gene Ontology annotation, molecular function: ATP binding; protein kinase activity.
AUGAACUCUAAUCAUCUGGACCCAUUCGCUGCGGUUGGCGCUGGCACAAAGCACAAGCAGAUCCAAGAUGCCAAAGACAUGUACCAAGUAGUCGUGGACCGCGCAGCAAGAACAAACACUGCCGUGCCUGACUAUGAGUUCCUGGAACUCAUCGGAAAGGGGUCCUUUGGUAGAGUGUAUAAAUGUAAAAACGGUGCUACACAGGAGAUUGUAGCCGUAAAGAUCAUUGAUGUCGACGAUCUGGAUUACAAGCUGGAUCUUGACCAAAAGGAUGAAGCGAUCGAGGACUUCCGGAAAGAGGUCAAGACAUUGAAACUUCUUAGAGACAGCCAGGCGAAGAACAUCAACUACAUCCAGGAGGCAUUCGACUUGCAUUCUCAACUGUGGAUUGUCAGCGAUUAUUGUCCAGGUGGUAGUGUGCACACGCUCAUGAAAGCCACCUCAGGUCCCGGGCUUGAGGAGGAAUACAUCAUUCCGAUUGCUCGCGAACUGGCUGUGGCGCUCAAAUACGUACAUGAUGCGGGAGUCAUCCACAGAGACGUCAAGUGCGGAAACGUUCUGAUAUCCGAGUCAGGCCAGGUCCAGCUUUGUGACUUUGGUGUGGCAGCUAUCAUUGAGACUGAGGCGUCAAAACGUUCGACCAUCAUAGGAACGCCGUUCUGGAUGCCCCCAGAGAUGCACUCCAUGGACAUGGCAGUCCAACAAGGUUAUGGAACUGAGGUUGAUUGUUGGGCGUAUGGCUGUACUGUGUACGAGAUGGCCACAGGAAUGCCACCGAACCACAAGUUUCAUCCAUCGAUGUUGAGGACUGUGUUGAAAGCCGCACCGCGGUUGCAGGAGGGUGACUACUCACAAGGUCUGCGGGAUUUCAUCGCGUUUUGUCUGGAAGAGAAGCCGCAACACCGCCCCACCAUGAAGGCCAUCCUUGAUCAUCCAUUCAUCUCAGACUCAACCGUCGAAUAUCCUACCCUCAAAGUCCGCGAAAUGGUCGAUCGUUACUAUCAGUGGGAGAGACGCGGCGGUCAAAGAGCGUCACUCUUCAAUCCAAUGGGAGCUGCCGCACCCCAGCCUUCAGAGCAACGCGACGACUACGACGAUUGGAACUUCUCAACCUCCGCUGACUUCGAAGACGACUUU